AUGCCUCAAAGACUCCCACGAAACCCUUUUGCCAGUUCUACCACAAGUGCGGUUGCCAUACCGCCAACAGACAAGGUCUCUCCCCGAAGACCGUCGACGUCCAAGGGAAACCGAUUGACUCAAUUCUUCUCAUCUUCGCCCAAGAGCAAAGAGCAGCAAUCGGCACAAGAGGCACUUCUCGCUGCCGUUGCAGCACAACAGCAGUACCUCCUCAACAACCCAUCACCACAAAUUAGUGCUCCUUCUCUUUCAUUACCGACAAUUUCACUAUCCACCGCGAAAGCUGGCGAGGCGAACAUGGAUGAGCCUCCUACCACUCUGUUCCAACCACCUUCCUUCGCGGAAGCAAAGAGACAAGCAAGAAUUGAUGCUCAAUUCGGCCCGCUUGGCAGCCAGAGUCAUCGAUAUGUGAGCAAACACAUGGGUGGAGCGCUCUCAAAGCCGGUCAUAGACGAGCCACCAUACUACUACGUUUUGACAACCUACAUCUCAUAUCUCAUUCUCAUUAUAUUCGGACACGUUAGGGACUUCUUUGGAAAGCGUUUCAGACCAGACCACUACAGACACUUAAAGGCCGCCAAUGGCUACGCCGCGCUCAACAGCGACUUUGACAAUUUCUACGUACGACGACUCAAGUUGAGAAUCGAUGACUGCUUCGCGAGACCAAUUACUGGAGUUCCUGGUAGAUAUGUUUCCUUGAUCGACCGCAAGACGGAUGAUUUCAACAAGAACUACCAAUUCACCGGUACUUACACAGAAACUCUCAACAUGAGUUCCUACAACUACUUGGGUUUUGCUCAAUCCGAGGGACCUUGUGCGGAUGCUGUUGAGGAGACCAUUAAGAAGUACGGAAUCAGUGCUACCAGCCCUCGUGCUGAUGCCGGUACUUCUGAUUUGGUCCUGGAGGUCGAAGAGCGAAUCGCCAAAUUUGUCGGAAAGCCCGCCGCCAUGGUCUUCUCGAUGGGGUUCUCAACCAAUGCCACCUCGUUCCCAGCCUUGGUUGGAAAGGGUGAUUUGAUUAUUUCGGAUGAACUCAACCACGCCUCUAUCCGUAUUGGAGCACGUCUCUCCGGAGCCAUGAUCACCUCGUUCAAGCACAAUGAUAUGGAAGACUUGGAGCGUAUUCUACGUGAAAACAUCUCUCAAGGUCAGCCACGUACUCAUCGACCAUGGAAAAAGAUCUUGGUCGUCGUUGAAGGCCUCUACUCCAUGGAAGGAACAAUGUGCGAUCUUCCCGGUCUUUUGGAACUCAAGAAGAGAUACAAGUACAACCUCUUUGUCGAUGAAGCACAUUCAAUUGGAGCUCUUGGCCCACGUGGUCGUGGUGUAUGUGACUACUUCGGUAUCGAUCCUGCUGAGGUUGACAUUCUCAUGGGUACAUUGACCAAGUCUUUCGGUGCCAAUGGUGGAUAUGUCGCUGCUGAGAAGCACAUUAUCGACAAACUUCGAUCUACAAACGCAGCCACUAUCUACGGCGAAUCCCCAACCCCUCCAGUUCUCAUGCAAAUUCUUAGCGCUCUCAAGAUUAUCCAGGGUGAGAUCAACCCAGGCCAAGGCGAGGAGCGUCUGCAGCGCAUCGCUUUCAACUCUCGAUAUCUUCGUUUGGGAUUGAAGCGUCUCGGUUUCAUUGUUUACGGUCACGACGACUCGCCAAUCAUUCCAAUCGUAUUAUACAACCCCGCCAAGAUGCCCGCUUUCUCACAUGAAAUGCUUCGUCGAAAGAUUUCGGUUGUCAUUGUCGGAUACCCCGCCACUCCACUCAUCUCUUCUCGCGCUCGAUUCUGCGUUUCCGCAGCUCACAACAAGGACGACAUGGACCGUUUGCUCGCCGCAUGUGACGAGAUUGGCAAUGUUCUCCAGCUCAAAUUCUCUACCGGCGUUGCUGGAGGAGCAGAACAUCUUCCUGACGGAGUUACCCCAGAAAUGGAGGAUGAGUGGAGGAAAGCCAACGGCUUACAAGGCGUGGUUCAAGCUCCUCGUUGGACAUUACGGGAGGUCAUCGCGAAUGGUGUACAAGAUGUUAAGCAGCCACUUCGGUAA
Messenger RNA from Glarea lozoyensis ATCC 20868, 2040 nucleotides. Its product is annotated as PLP-dependent transferase. Gene Ontology annotation, biological process: sphingosine biosynthetic process; ceramide biosynthetic process. Bases 1 to 2040 code for a protein of 679 amino acids. The transcript has a single exon. Gene Ontology annotation, cellular component: serine palmitoyltransferase complex. Lineage: Eukaryota; Fungi; Ascomycota; Leotiomycetes; Helotiales; Helotiaceae. Gene Ontology annotation, molecular function: serine C-palmitoyltransferase activity; pyridoxal phosphate binding. The record is from RefSeq and is a predicted model, not a curated record.